Hydatigera taeniaeformis is the source of this 1806-nucleotide messenger RNA. The record is from the annotation of a GenBank genome assembly. Lineage: Eukaryota; Metazoa; Platyhelminthes; Cestoda; Cyclophyllidea; Taeniidae.
AUGACGCGAAUGGAUCACGCUUAUGAAAAACUUUUAGGUUCUCCUUCAGAUGGCUUUUUGUCGGAAUUUGUGACAGCAUGCAAAAGGGUUCAGUCGUGGGAGAUCUUUGGAAGCAUUGUCCUCAUUUAUUUCUCGUUUCAACUCUUUCAGCGAAUCAUUUUGCAACGGAAAUUUCGAGUCCUUCUGGCCGAAAAGCAAAAGCUUCUUCUGGAAGCUAGGACACGACUCCAGGAUCGUGUUCAAACUGAUCCUCUCUCUUCCACGCUCAAGGAUCUUUCUGCUCUUGAGAUUCACAAUAGGCUCCAAUAUCAGAAGAUAACUCCGUUUGAAGCUCUUCGUGUUUAUCAAAGAAGGGUUGUCGAUGUCCUAGAUUCUAAUUGCAUCUGUGAUGUGAUUGAGGAAGCUGAAGCAUCUGCCCAGUCAAUUGACUUGAAUUUUCACUCACCCAUUCGUGGGUUACCGGUUAGCGUGAAAGAAAACAUCGCUAUAGGCGGUUACGAUUCUAGUAUCGGAUUGAUGAGCCGUCUGCUCAAACCUGUCGGGAGCGACGGUGUGUUGAUUAAGGUUAUUCGUGGCGUUGGGGCCGUUCCCUUCGUUACCACAACCAUGAGUCCUACUGGUUAUUGCCUUGAUGGUUCAACGCAGAUUUUCGGGAAGCAGCGGAACCCUUAUGAUACUAGGCGUCUUGCUGGUGGAAGUUCAAGUGGAGAAGCAAUUCUUAUCGCUAAAGGGGCAUCACCUCUUGGUUUUGGCACGGAUAUUGCGGGCAGCGUCCGCUUACCGGCCGCGUUUUGCGGCAUAUGUGCUCUUAAGCCAACCACUCGUCGUGUGAGCACAAUUGGUGUCGAAUCUGUCUCACAAUCUGGGUGCAUUGCUCUGCGUCCCGUGUUUGGUCCCAUGGCUAGACAUACGCGUCUCCUUUCCGAUGCUAUGCGAGCUGUUCUCAGUCCUGUUAUGUUUGGUCUGGACCCGCGCACACCUCCUCUUUCAUUCUCGGAAGGUGUUUUCUCAUCCAACAAACCUCUGAUAAUUGGAUUCUAUACUAAUUUCGGUGGCGAUAUUGCAAUUAAGGUUGUGCCUUCAGUGGAGUCUGCUCUUUCUCGUGCAAAAGCCUGUUUGCAGGCUAAGGGUCACACGUUGGUGGAUUUUCAAGUGCCAGAUCCCGACAAAUUAGUCAGUCUUUCCAUGAAAAGCAUGCUAGGUGAUGGUGGAAUUGCCCUCUGCAAGGCAGCGCGUUGCGAUCCUGUCAAUCCUCGUCUUCGACGCACCUACUUUCUCCUAGGAAUACCUGCUCUUCUCAGACGGAUGGCUGGGCGGCUUGUUUCUACUUUUUUUAGUAAGUCUAUUGGUGAGGUGAUUUGUGCGUCUACGGGCUGUCAAACGGCUUUGGAGGUGUUCACCGUUUCUAAAGAAGUUGAGAAGUAUCAGGACGCCUUUGCAGAAGCCUGGGCAUCUGCGCAAAUUGAUGUCCUUCUUUGUCCUGCCUUCCCCUUUCCUGCCCCACUUGAGACCACUCCGGAUGUUCUUAUAGCUAGUGCUGUGACAUUUACAUCAAUUUACAACCUGUUAGAUUACCCUUCGGGUGUAGUUCCGGCGUCCAAGGUAAGCGAAGAUGAAGUGGUUGCUGCCAAAAAACUUGAAGGUGAGUAUCGCAAAUCAGGGGACUGGUUGAAUGCAACACACGCAAAACUACAGAGUGAUACGAAGGGACUUCCAGUUGCGGUACAAGUAGUUGGAAAGCCGUUAGAUGAAGAGACGGUUUUGCGAGUGAUGCAAGAAAUUGAGGAGGGUCUUCAUUUGGAGUAA